AUGACUCAUCAAAAGUCGCGGGUCGCGGGGUCGCGGUUCAGCGAGCGCCAAGUGUGCCGAGGGGGUGGCGACGCAGUGGACGCGGAGAGCGGAAAGAGGUUGCGAGGUUCCCACGGCGUGUUCCUUCCGGAGGCGGCGACCCGUGACGCUACCGUGCUAAGACGCCUCGCUAUACGCUCCGCCCCACUGGGUCACGGCGUCGGC
Iphiclides podalirius (scarce swallowtail) is the source of this 204-nucleotide messenger RNA. The record is from the annotation of a GenBank genome assembly. NCBI's taxonomy places the organism in Eukaryota, Metazoa, Arthropoda, Insecta, Lepidoptera, Papilionidae.